This is a messenger RNA of Folsomia candida, 1776 nucleotides long. RefSeq names its product cytochrome P450 2J6. The transcript is spliced from 12 exons. The record is from RefSeq and is a predicted model, not a curated record. Gene Ontology annotation, cellular component: cytoplasm; intracellular membrane-bounded organelle. Gene Ontology annotation, biological process: xenobiotic metabolic process. Gene Ontology annotation, molecular function: iron ion binding; heme binding; oxidoreductase activity, acting on paired donors, with incorporation or reduction of molecular oxygen, reduced flavin or flavoprotein as one donor, and incorporation of one atom of oxygen. The coding region runs from base 55 to 1551 and encodes 498 amino acids. NCBI's taxonomy places the organism in Eukaryota, Metazoa, Arthropoda, Collembola, Entomobryomorpha, Isotomidae.
GUGGACGGACAAGGGCAUGAAAAGUCUGCACCUUUAAUAAAUAUCUGAUUCGAAAUGGAGAUCCAAGAUAUCCUUUUUGCAUCCUUAGCUGGAUUGUUUUUUAUUUAUUUGAUUACAAAAUUCUUAGAAUUUAAAGAUUUACCACCAGGACCCUGGGGAAAUCUCCCGUACGUGGGGUACCUUCCGUUUCUGUUCUUUAAAAGUCCGUUAAAAGUAUUUGCCGUAUUCAAGGAAAAAUACGGGAAAAUUUUCUCUCUGAAAUUGGGCGGAUUUAGAGUGGUUGUGAUUAAUGACUACAAAUUGGUAAUGGAAGCGUAUAAAGAAGAUGUUUUCAUGGGACGACCUGCGUUCGAAGCACAAAUGACCAGGAACCACGGAAAGAAGCGAGGAAUUUUAUUUUCCGAGGGUAAAACUUGGCAAGAACAGCGUCGUUUCGCAAUCAGAAAUUUGAGGAUGCUAGGUCUUGGAAAGCAUUCUAUGGAGUCCAGUAUUCAACUCGAAGCACGGGAACUUAUUUCCUUCUUUAGUAACAAUAUUGGGAAACCAAUCCAACUCAAGAACAAAUUUAAUGCAUCUGUUCUCAACUCCUUGUGGUACAUUUGUACUGGGGAUCGUUUUGAAGUGAAUGACCCCAACUUUCUCUUCAUGAUUGAUAUGUUCAUAAACAACAUGCAACAGUUAGAGCUCACCGGCGUUCCAUUUUUCUUUCCUUGGAUUUUGAAAAACACGGAUUUAGUUGUGAAAGGAUUUUGGAAUCGAUUUCUGGAAUCGAGAGACCGGAUUCAAGGUCUGAUUCGAAAAACGAUUGAAGAACACAAGAAGACUUUUGAUCCCGAAGUGCAGAGGGAUUUCAUCGACCUUUUGAUUGCUCAAUGGAGGAAAACUGAUGACCCAGAAUCGUCGUUUUAUAAGGACGAAGGAGAUUUGAACAUGUUGUUAGUCGUUGUGGAUCUCUUUCUCGCAGGAGCUGAAACUACAUCGAGCACCCUUCAAUGGGCAAUGUUGUAUAUGAUCGAGUAUCCCGAAAUUCAGGAGAAAGUCCAGAAAGAAAUAGAUGCCGUGAUCGGUCCAAACCGAGAACCUUGUCUGGAUGACAGGGCAAACAUGCUCUACACGGAAGCAACUUUAAAUGAAAUUCACAGAUUUUGUUCUCUCGUUCCUUUCUCCGUGUUUCAUUCCACAAUGGAGGACGUCAAAUUCGCUGGUUUCAAGAUUCCAAAAGAUACCGUGAUUCUGGCGAAUUUAAGAGAUGCCCAUUACGACAAAGGUUACUGGGUCGACCCACACAACUUCCGACCUGAGCGAUUCAUUGAUGAUGCCAAUCAGAAGAUCGUGAAGCACGAGGCCUUUAUGCCCUUUUCUACGGGAAAACGUACCUGUUUGGGAGACUCAAUGGCAAAAGAUUCCCUUUUCAUUUUCUUUACCAGUCUCCUGCAAAAAUUCAGAGUGGAAAAAGACCCUGAUUUCGGACCCCUAUCUCUGGAGCCAAACGCACCAACGUUAAUAGUCGCCCCUUGUCCUUUCAAUAUAAUAAUUAAGAAUAGAACAUGAUGCAUUGUAAUUUUACAUAACGUUUCGAUUUAUUUAUUUUUAGAGAUAUAUUGACUUUUUUUUCUUUACAAGAGCAAUAAUGGCGAAAAAGUAUAUCAUUUCGUAUUUGUGUAUGUCGAUCGUUGCAUAAUAAUGGCAUAAGCAUAUCUUUCUUGAUACAGAAUUGAAAUUAUAACACACGUACUAGCCAUAAUAAAGUCUUUGGAAUUUUUGAAAGCCAAAUAA